This is a messenger RNA of Echinococcus granulosus, 1017 nucleotides long. RefSeq names its product CCR4-NOT transcription complex subunit 2. Gene Ontology annotation, biological process: regulation of DNA-templated transcription; nuclear-transcribed mRNA poly(A) tail shortening. The transcript has 3 exons. Bases 1 to 1017 code for a protein of 338 amino acids. NCBI's taxonomy places the organism in Eukaryota, Metazoa, Platyhelminthes, Cestoda, Cyclophyllidea, Taeniidae. Gene Ontology annotation, cellular component: P-body; CCR4-NOT core complex. The record is from RefSeq and is a predicted model, not a curated record.
AUGGAUGAGGAUUUUCCUGCUCUACCGACUGCUCAGAAGCCCACAACUCCUCUCACUAUCAAUGACAGUGUUGAUGGUGGUGGUGGGUUGCGUGCUGCUGCUAAUGCUCCCAAUCCGACUUCUUCCUCCUCCUCCUCCUCCACCACCACCACCACCGUCUCCACAUCCUGCAACGUUCCCUUCUCCAAUUCAUCCACAUCAUCAACUACUGCUGCAUCAGCCGAGACCGCGCAUGACAGCCAAUCAGAUCAUCAAAUACACUGUGCACACAGCGACACCACGUCCUCCACAGGGGCGAAUUCUACAAGGCCUGUCCAAUUCUUCGACAAUCAUUACAUCAGAGGCAUUCCCAACGACAUGGUGCAAAACCAGUUUGGAAUGCUUGGUCUGCUUAAGCUCACGGAAAUCGAGUCGCCUCUAGCCGCGUUCGCACCAGGAUUCGAUCUCAGCAAGACAGACUUCGAAAACUGGCCUCCACCUGGCGAAAUGCACAACAUCAUGGCCUCGCCUUUGUCCAACCAGUUCAUGCUGCCACCGCAUGACACGGAUUGGCAUGUACCUGCAGCCUACCGAAUCCGCCAUCGGAUUGCGGAUCGUCUUCCUGCUGAUCCUCCACUGGCCAAACUCACCGAUGCAAUCCUCUUUUGGAUAUUCUACAACUGCUGUCGUGAGGAGGUUCAACUCGUCGCUGCCAAGGAGCUAUACAAUCGCAAGUGGCGCUAUCACAAGAGGAAGAAGCGGUGGCUCACUCGUGUGCCUGGCAGCGAUGUGAUGCGAGACGACACAUCGGAGCAGAGCACGUACUACCUCUGGGAACCGCUGGACUCGGCAAAGGUGCUUCGACAAAUGACCAUCCAGCACUCCGACUUGGACCACACACCCACCACCUACCAACUGUCCUCCCCCACUCUCAACGCCACAGUGCAGCCCAUUCCCCCGAUCCGCCAUCACGACCACCACCGCCAACAACGACAACAAGAGCCACAGCAACAACAGCAGCAGCAGCAGCACAAGUAG